This is a messenger RNA of Morus notabilis, 1106 nucleotides long. RefSeq lists its product as uncharacterized. The record is from RefSeq and is a predicted model, not a curated record. NCBI's taxonomy places the organism in Eukaryota, Viridiplantae, Streptophyta, Magnoliopsida, Rosales, Moraceae. The coding region runs from base 76 to 975 and encodes 299 amino acids. The transcript is spliced from 2 exons.
UCUCUUUCUUUUUCUGCAUAUUUUUCUCUCGCCGAAGAAGGUGAUAAUAUAGUAAUAUAAUCAUUUCACAGUACUAUGGAGGACUUGGGUUCAUUGUGGACUUAUCAAGAGAACAUUGAGGAACUUAAGCAUAAGCUUCUCUGCACAACAGUUGAACUAGACUCGGUGAAAAUGGAAGCAAAGGAACAAAUGAGAAAGAGUGAAGAGUAUGUGAAGAGCUUGUUUGAUCUCUUGAAAACUGCACAGAAAGAAAGAGACGAAGCAAGAGACCAGCUUCAGAAACUCCUCAACAAAAUCAUGCUUUCCAAUCCAACUGAUCAAUUUCCCAACAACAUUCUUCCUCAUUCCAGCCCAGAAAGCCCUCUCUUAUUGCCUGCAGCAGCCAACAAGGCAAACUCAAGCAUAACAGAGUCCAGCAGCCUCUCCGAAAACUACAACCACCAUUCCCACAACUCCUCCCCCGUCGACUCCUUAUUCGACGCAGUUUCGUCGCCCGAAUUCUCCAACAUCAACGUUGCUGAUUCCGGCCACAUGGGGUUUGCCAAUCAGCCUUUUGUUCAGGACUACAACACCGCGAAGAUCGAUCACGUGAUCGAUAACCUUGCGAAAGGGAAAACUCUGCCUCGGCAGGGGAAACUGUUGCAGGCUGUUAUGGAGGCUGGCCCGCUCCUUCAGACGCUCCUUGUGGCGGGACCACUCCCCCGGUGGCGCAACCCUCCUCCCUUGCAGCCUUUCAAGAUUCCGCCUGUUGCGAUCAAAGGCGCUGAAACAGCGGAGAAUUCUUGCUUUGUGGCUCAAAGGGGACUCAAUUCAUUGCCCUAUUCACAAACUUGUUCGGCUUCAAUGUUGAAUUUUGGUGGUGCUGGUGGUUCUUCUACUGCAUGCUUUAACAAUUCAAGGCUGUUGACUACUUCGAGUUCAAGUUUUAAUGACCAAUUUCUGAUUCCUACUGGGAAGAGACAGAGGCUCCAUUGAAAUGGUUUUUGACUUUUGGGUUCGCCAUGUAAAGAUAAGAUAUUCAGAUUUUGUGGGGUUUUACUAUGGUGUAAAUGGGAUACUUUUGUUUUCUGGAUUUGAAGUUUAAAUGACAUAGCUACUUAAAAACA